AUGGUUCCAUCGUUGGAACGAGGAAUAAGCAUUUCAAGUUCCUUCAAUAACGAUAGAAUGUUCGAUUCCUCACCAGGAAAAGAACAAGAACAAUCUAAUUGCGUCGAAACUGAGAACGGAAUUUCUCAUCUCGUAGAAUCAACUACGCCAGAAAUUCAAGCUCAAGACGGCAUGGCUGGAAGUUCGGUGGAAAGUAGCCGCCCAAUGACUUCCCGACUGAUUUCCCGGAGACGAGAAAAGCAACAAUCUGACACGGAGAUGAUGAAGGAUAGAUUCACAAAACUACUUCUAGGAGAAGAUAUGUCAGGUGGUGGGAAAGGUGUUUCUUCUGCUUUGGCACUAUCAAACGCCAUUACAAAUCUAGCCGCGUCAAUAUUUGGAGAACAAACAAAGUUGCAGCCGAUGGCACCAGAUAGGAAAGUGAGGUGGAAGAAAGAGAUCGAUUGGUUGCUCUCUGUGACUGAUCACAUCGUCGAGUUUGUUCCAUCUCAACAUACGACCAAGGAAGGAGUUUGCACCGAGAUUAUGGUGACAAGACAAAGAUGUGAUCUUCUCAUGAACAUCCCCGCCCUCCGCAAACUUGAUGCCAUGCUCAUUGAUACACUAGACAAUUUCAGAGGACACAACGAGUUCUGGUACGUAUCGAGGGAUUCAGAAGAAGGGAAGCAAGCACAAAAUGAGAGGACAAAGGACAAGUGGUGGCUUCCUCCAGUUAAAGUCCCUCCUAAUGGCUUAUCCGAAUCCUCCCGAAGAUUGCUUCAUUUCACGAAAGAUUCAGUAUCACAAGUCCAAAAAGCCGCGAUGGCUAUUAAUGCGCAAGUUCUGUCGGAAAUGGCUAUCCCUGAUAGCUAUAUUGAGUCUCUCCCAAAGAAUGGAAGGGCAAGCCUUGGUGAUUUGUUAUACAAGAGCAUAACAGAGGAGUGGUUUGAUCCAGAGCAGUUUUUGUCAACACUUGACUUGUCUACAGAACAUAAAGUGUUGGAUGUAAAGAACAAGAUUGAGGCUUCAAUUGUGAUAUGGAAAAGGAAACUUCAUCUAAAGGAAAACAAAUCUUCUUGGGGAUCAGCUGUGAGCAUGGAGAAACGAGAGUUGUUCGAAGAAAGGGCCCAAACAAUCUUGGUCUUACUCAAACAAAAGUUCCCUGGUCUUCCUCAAUCUUCACUCGACAUCUCCAAGAUUCAGUUUAACAAGGAUGUGGGACACGCAGUUUUGGAAAGCUACUCAAGGAUACUAGAGAGCUUGGGUUACACGGAAAUGUCGAGAAUCGAGGAUGUACUUUACGCGGAUUCUUUAGCAUGGAAGCAAUGUACAACCUUAGAAACAUCAAGCAGUGGGAGAAUAACAACAGAGAUGGACUCAGAGGCCGCGGGAUCAUCAAACUACUCAGAGGAGGGACCAGAGAAGUUUGAGCUACAAUACUCAUCAAAGACAUUGCUGGAUUUUAUUGGCUGGAGCGAUAAUAAUGGUUUAAAAGGGCAGUCAGAAAAACCUCCAAAGUCACCGAAAAUGACGCCAAAGAAAUUAUCAUAUUUGGAGAAGCUCGAGAACUUGAAUGGUUUUAGGAGCCCUAAAGAUAGACAUUGA
Messenger RNA from Arabis nemorensis, 1584 nucleotides. NCBI's taxonomy places the organism in Eukaryota, Viridiplantae, Streptophyta, Magnoliopsida, Brassicales, Brassicaceae. The record is from the annotation of a GenBank genome assembly.